AUGCGACUGUGGCAAACUACGUCUAGGUACGCCAUUUUCAUGGAAGCCUUGGACUAUUUGGUGGAUACCGACGGAGAUUCCAACAGUGCGAGCCUAACCGACGAGAACGCCAACAAGACCCGGCCUGGAACUGUCCGUGAAGAUCAAGGUCCAACAAUGCGCGUGGGACUUCAAGAUACUGAGGACGUGCUCGCGGCGAUGAAAAUGCGCCUUGAAACGUUGGAAAAGGCGGAAGUGGUUUAUGUGGCUGCAGACUCGUACAAAGUGAACAACGAAGAUACGUUUCUGUGGGAUCCCAUCGAGGCUGAUGACUUCGCGCUGACGGAAGACCGAUCGGGGAUUCGUUUUUUCGUGGCCAGGUACUAUACUGUGAACCUGAACGCGUACGUGGGUCCGCAGAGGCAAGGUGUGCUGAUCGACCAGCGAAAGAAUGACAAAUUACUUGAGUCCAACACCGUUGCGUUCAACAACGACGACGACACCAGUGCGUCGAUUGGGUUUAGCGCUCACUUCGACGAGAACGACAUAUAUUCGGGCACAGUUGACAGUUUUACGCGCACGGUGGACGCUGAUGUUACGAUCGCGAAAAUCGGGAACUGA
Messenger RNA from Phytophthora sojae, 600 nucleotides. RefSeq lists its product as hypothetical. The record is from RefSeq and is a predicted model, not a curated record. The coding region runs from base 1 to 600 and encodes 199 amino acids. NCBI's taxonomy places the organism in Eukaryota, Oomycota, Peronosporomycetes, Peronosporales, Peronosporaceae. The transcript is spliced from 4 exons.